Molecule: messenger RNA, 1065 nt
Organism: Suillus fuscotomentosus
Lineage: Eukaryota; Fungi; Basidiomycota; Agaricomycetes; Boletales; Suillaceae
Exons: 7
Coding region: 1-1065 (354 amino acids)
Source: RefSeq, a predicted model, not a curated record
AUGUUGUUGCUAUCUCUUACACUCUUUUUUUCUUCUUGGAACACUUUCGUUUACGCUGGUAGUCAAACCAAGGGCGACAACUGCACUAUCACGAACAACCGCCUCGAAUUCGGCACAUUCCAAUUCCAUAGCGAUUGCGACGUACAAACAUACUGCUCGUCGUCGCAGGGCACUUGUGAACUGAAAGGCUGCAGAAAAGACCAAUAUCCAUUUGGGUAUACACCAGGCGACUGGGUGCCACCACUGUGUCCUCCCGGGCAGUUUUGUCCCGACGAAAGUGAUGCAUGCCAGCCUUGGCUACCUGUUGGCAGCGCAUGCCAGCUGAACCGUGAUGACCAAUGCCAGCCGCCUCCAAACUGGCAACAAUUAGCUGAUCCCUCAAAGUACGGCCGUAACGUAAAUGGUUCCAUCUGUCUGAACAAUGUCUGCAUGUGGGCAAAUGUCACAGUUGGCCAGUCUUGUGAAGUCGAGAACACCGCCUACAUCGCCUAUGCGGGAAAUAACGAGUUCAUUGAUAUCGUGUCACGAGGCAACUGUCAAAUUGGGUCGUAUUGUGAUUCGCAGUCGUUGGUUUGCAUUCAGGCGAAAGAGCUUUGGGAGACCUGUGAUGCAGACAAGGAAUGUUCGUCAUUUAACUGCUUGGACAAAGGCGUUUGUGGUCUAGGUUCCGACUCGCCAAAAUACUUCAAGACCUGGGUAUAUGCCGUGGUCGGAGCUGGUAUCUUCGGAGGCAUGUUUGCCACUCUGAUUGCUCUGUUCCUGAUUCACCGCCGUCAACGUGACCAGGAACGUGAAAAGCGUCUCCAGUACUGGUGUGAACAGAAUGCCUUCCGCCAGAGCAUCAUGCAAAUGAAGGAAAUUGCUCGUACCUCCAUCUUGUCUCUCCCUGGCGGCACCGGCAAUAGCAACCGGAGCACAGUCUGCAGUCGCGCUGGAUCAGAAGAGUCGUUCACACCGAUGGUCCAGCACUCGGUUCACAAGUCGAGCGGGUUGAGACAGCAGUACCUGUCAGAUGACAACGGGAGUGCAUACGAUGAGAUGAUGAUGCAAGCGGAUCAUCGGUAG